GAGUCGUAACUUCCUUGUUUUUGUCGGAACCAUUAAACUGAAAGCAUUCCAGCAAUAUACGGUCAAAAUAAAGAGGAGGCGAGAUGCAUUUCACCAGAUCCGUCAUGUACAGGCGGAGACGGCAAGGCGGCACAGCCUAGGAGCUCUCCCCGAUUCCAGAUCCUUCCAUCUGUUUCUCUCUCUGUAUGUGUGAAUCAUGAUGCUGUGCUGGGGAAGCAGUGGCGCGGGUCAGCUAGGCAUCGGUGCGUCAGAGGCGUCAGUCUUUGAGCCUAGGAGCUGCUGCGUGUUCGACGGCCGAGGGCUUAAAGAAGUGGCGUGCGGCAACCAGCACUCGCUCUUCCUGUUGCAUGAUGGAAGCGUCUACACCUGCGGAUCCAACAGCUGCGGUCAGCUGGGCCACGACAAGGGAGGAAGCAGGCCAGAGUUGGUUGGCGCUCUGGACGCUCAGAAGAUCUCCGGCGUGUCAUGUGGUCAGGCUCACUCUCUGGCGGUGAACGAGCAGGGUCAGGUGUUUGCGUGGGGAGCUGGAGACGGAGGGCAGCUUGGUCUGGGAACAGCUGAAGAGGCGGUCCGCGUGCCUCGGUUGAUUAAAAAGUUGUGCGAGCAUCGGAUCUCUCAAGUAAUGUGUGGAAACCAUCACUGUAUAGCUCUUUCAAAAGAUGGUCAGUUGUUCGUAUGGGGAGAGAACUCGAGCGGUCAGCUGGGUUUAGGGAAGGGAGAGCCGAGCACUCUGUCUCCUCAGCCGCUCAAAUCUCUGUGUGGGAUCCCACUGACCCAGAUCAGCGCCGGAGGAGACCACAGCUUCGCCCUGUCCUUCUCUGGAGCUGUGUUCGGGUGGGGCAAGAACAGCGCUGGGCAGUUGGGUCUCAAUGACGAGCAAGACCGAGCUGUUCCCUGCCACAUCAAGUUCCUGCGCUCACAGAAGGUGGUUUACAUCAGCUGUGGAGAGGAGCACACGGCUGCCCUGACAAAGGAAGGGGGUCUGUUCACAUUUGGAAAUGGUUCAAAAGGACAGCUGGGCCAUGACUCCACCAGAAACGAGCCUCUUCCACGCAGAGUUAUGGAGCUCAUGGGCACUGAGGUGUCUCAGAUCGCUUGUGGGCGGAACCACACCCUUGCAUUCGUGCCCUCCACCGGUCUGAUAUAUGCUUUUGGCUGCAACACUCAGGGCCAGCUCGGUACAGGCAUAAGAGGAAGCGCCAAGAGCCCCGUUCCUGUCAGUAACAUCCAGCCCCUUUGCAUUGGAAAUGCAUACACAAGAACAGAGCACUGCACCAUUGCGAAGAUUCACAGUGGAGGAGAUCAUAAUUUCCUGUUGUUGUCGACUGUGGAGGGUUUGUCUUGUCCUGAUGAUUUCCGCAUUCUGAACACCACCAAAAGCAUCGCUCUGAUUAAUUCUGAGAGUCUGGACAGCUGGAGGAUGAAGCUUCAUGACAACAGCGAUUCCAGCAUCACUAAUGACAUCAUUCUGCUGUUGUCCUCGACUGCAUGUUGGAAUGCCAGCUUUUUGGACCAAAGUGAUGACGGGCAUUUCAAAACCAACCCCAAAGUCCCAGGCAUCGAUUUCAAUGCUGUUCGGCUGCUUUUCGAGACCCUGAUGAAACCAGCCUUCGCUAGACUUUUGGAGCAGAUCACAAAGAGCUUUGAGAGUCUCCUGAUCCCCCAGCUGCCCUGUUCUCCUCCUGACGUGGAAGCCAUGCGGAUCUACCUGAUCCUGUCUGAAUGUCCCGCUUUCCAGGACUCCAAAAACUACAUCACUCUCACCAUCCCUCUCGCCAUGGCCAUCCUCAGACUGGACGCCAACCCAAGCAAAGUGCUCGAUAACUGGUGGUCGCUGAUGGACUGCACGGUGUUUACCAGAUUAGUGGAGAUGUACAAAAGCAUCGUUGUGUUUCUGUUGACCGGCGGGAAAGCUCUUCUGAUGCCUGUGUUUCUGGAGAGCUACACCAGCGCCGCUUUGCGACUGCUGGAGAAACUACACAAGGUCAACCUGAAAGCCCAUCGUGUGGAAUACAACCACUUUUACAUCCCCGACAUCGCAACCCUGGUGGACAUCCAGGAAGACUACCUCAAAUGGUUUCUGCGCAAAGCUGAUAUUAAAAUGCGAUACCCUCCAGUGCAGGGUUCUGUCACGUUAUGUGCCUAUCCGUUCAUAUUGAACGCGCAAGCCAAGACAACCGUGCUGCAAACAGAUGCUGAGCUGCAAAUGCAGAUGGCAGUAAGUGGUGCUAACUUGCACAACGUCUUCAUGCUGUUGACCAUGGAGCCUUUGCUGGCGAGAAACCCUUUCCUGGUGCUCCACGUACGGAGAAACCACUUAGUCAGCGACGCUCUCCGGGAGCUCACGAUCUACAAUGAUGUAGACUUGAAAAAGCCACUCAAGGUCAUCUUUGAUGGAGAGGAAGCUGUGGAUGCUGGAGGAGUCACCAAGGAGUUCUUCCUGCUGCUGCUGAAAGAGCUGAUGAACCCCAUCUACGGCAUGUUCACGCAGUAUUCAGAAUCCAAUCUGCUGUGGUUCUCUGACAAAUGUUUUGUGGAGCACAAUUGGUUCCACUUGAUUGGCAUAAUCUGUGGUUUGGCCAUCUAUAACUCCACUGUGGUGGACCUGCACUUUCCCCUGGUGCUCUACAAGAAGCUCCUGGAAAUUUCGCCCACUCUGGAUGACCUGAAAGAACUUUCGCCUACAGAGGGAAGGAGUUUGCAGCAGCUGCUGGAGUUUGAGGGUGAUGUGGAGGAAACCUUCUGUCUCAACUUUGCCAUCACGAGAGAGUAUUAUGGGAUCACGGAGGUGAAGGAGCUGGUGCAGGGAGGAAAAACCAUCGCUGUGGACAAAACCAACAGGAAGGAGUUUGUUCAGGCGUAUCUGCAGUAUGUGUUCAGCGACGCAGUACAGGAGCAGUAUUCGGCCUUCUCCAGUGGUUUCCUGAAGGUCUGCGGUGGGGAGAUUCUGUCUCUCUUCCAGCCCUCUGAACUCAUGGCCAUGGUGGUGGGCAACAACAACUACAACUGGGAGGAGAUGGAGAAGAAUGCCUCAUACAAGGGCGAGUUUUCUGCAACCCACCCAACAGUAAAGAUGUUUUGGGAAGUGUUUCAUGAGUUUUCCUUGGAGAAAAAAAAGCAGUUCUUAUUGUUCUUGACAGGCAGUGACCGCAUCCCCAUCCACGGCAUGGCCAGUUUGCGCAUUGUCAUCCAGUCCACGGCUGCAGAAGAGCACUACCUUCCAGUGGCUCACACCUGUUAUAAUAUGCUGGACAUGCCCUGCUACCAGACCAAAGAGACCCUGCGGCAGCGCCUCACACAGGCCGUGGAGCAGUACGAGGGCUUCAGUCUGGUCUAAACAAGAACUACGGAGGGGGCUUUCUAUAUGCUGAAACUGCACUUUAAACCCGUGGAGAAAUGGAAACGAACGCUGCUCUCGCAUUUGUUUUACCACAAACGAGCACAUCUCGAUUCUCAUACGAGUAAAAUCUAUUAUUUUCUUAUUUUUUACUGACUGACUCUGACUUGCUUGUUUGGUCGCAUCUUGAGACGUGCACAAUUUUUUCCCUUUUUUUUCCCUCUUCUUUUUUUUGGUUAAAAAAAUUAUAUUUUUUAAAUGAAAAAAAAUAAUUAUAAUAUUAGGAAUGAGUAGUUGGCAAAUAAAUUAAGAUAUUUGACUUUCGUUAUAUAUUUUGUAUAAGUGUAAUUGUUUUU
Molecule: messenger RNA, 3693 nt
Organism: Danio rerio (zebrafish)
Lineage: Eukaryota; Metazoa; Chordata; Actinopteri; Cypriniformes; Danionidae
Gene: herc3
Product: HECT and RLD domain containing E3 ubiquitin protein ligase 3
Biological process (GO): protein polyubiquitination
Cellular component (GO): cytoplasm
Molecular function (GO): ubiquitin-protein transferase activity; ubiquitin protein ligase activity
Source: RefSeq, marked provisional